CGAAACCCGCGUGCACGACACAACUACCGAGGGGGAAGGAAGUUGACAGCUGGUUAAUAUUUAGUGGUGUUGCCUGGUGGUGAGACUGGAGGGACCUUUGUGAACCAGUCAUCUCAUUGUCCUCAGCUUAGAGCGAUGCCACUUUGCAGAAUGAGACCCUUCUCCUGACACAGGGAGGGUACUCCUCCCCCCAACCUUAGCAACCCGGACUCUCUACCUACCUACCUCACCCCUGACCCCCAUUACCUCACCACUGACUAACCCAUAAACCCUCCCCUCUAAUUACUACCUCAACACUCUCCUCUAUGUAAACCUGCUGCUCUUAAACUGCUCUGUCCCCACCCUCCGGAGUAUUACAUUACAUUCAAUACAUCAACAGGGGUAAUUUAAAAAAGCAUUGUCAGUGCCUACUCCCUGGUGUCCAUUUUGUGCCCAGAGUGUAUCCUCAGUAAGGUGCUCUAAGCCUGUGUACUGGCACGUGACGAUGCUGCUGAACUUCGAGUGACGUCCCCACUCUGUGAUGUCAGAGGCUAGAGGAGAGGGGCGGGACCAGAGUGGGAAUCUCUCGUUUGUGGUUGGCUGUGUCGAUGAAGACCACCGAGGCUCAAAAGAAGGAGGAAGAAUAAAGAACGAGGGAGAGAUGCGAAAAGGAGAGGAGGAGGACGAUGACAAGGAUGAUGACUCGAGGCAGAUCGUGGUGGGCAUCUGCUCCAUGAUGAAGAAGUCCAAGUCAAAGCCCAUGACCGAGAUCAUGGAAAGGCUGUGUAAGUUUGAGUACAUCACGGUGGUCAUCUUCCCCGAGGAGGUCAUCCUCAGCCAGCCCGUGGACAAAUGGCCCCUGUGUGACUGCCUCGUCUCCUUCCACUCCAAAGGUUUCCCAUUGGACAAAGCGGUAGAGUACGCCAAACUCAGAAACCCGCUUCUCAUCAAUGACCUGAACAUGCAGUACUACAUACAAGACAGGAGGGAGGUGUAUCGUAUCUUGCAGGAGGAGGGCAUUGAUCUUCCUCGUUACGCUGUGUUAACCCGAGACCCAGACAGACCUGAAGAGUGUAACCUGGUGGAGGGGGAGGAUCAUGUGGAGGUGAACGGGGAGGUGUUCCCCAAGCCCUUUGUGGAGAAGCCUGUGAGUGCUGAGGACCAUAACGUUUACGUCUACUACCCCACCUCAGCUGGAGGAGGCAGCCAGAGACUCUUCCGCAAGAUAGGGAGCCGCAGCAGUGUGUACUCCCCAGAGAGCUGUGUGAGGAAGACUGGCUCCUACAUAUACGAGGAGUUCAUGCCAACGGACGGCACUGAUGUCAAGGUGUACACAGUGGGCCCUGACUAUGCCCAUGCUGAGGCCAGGAAGUCCCCAGCCCUGGACGGUAAGGUGGAGAGGGACAGCGAGGGGAAAGAGAUCCGCUACCCUGUCAUGCUCUCCGCCAUGGAGAAACUGGUGGCCCGCAAGGUCUGCCUGGCCUUCAAGCAAACUGUGUGUGGCUUCGACCUCUUGAGAGCAAACGGCCACUCCUUCGUCUGUGACGUCAACGGCUUCAGCUUCGUGAAGAACUCCAUGAAGUACUAUGACGACUGUGCCAAGGUCUUGGGGAACAUGGUGAUGCGAGAGCUGGCCUCUCAGUUCCACAUCCCCUGGUCCAUCCCCCUGGAGGCUGAGGACAUACCCAUAGUCCCCACCACCUCAGGAACCAUGAUGGAGCUGCGCUGUGUCAUCGCCAUCAUCCGCCACGGAGACCGCACCCCCAAACAGAAGAUGAAGAUGGAAGUCCGACACCCUCUAUUCUUUGCGCUGUUUGAAAAGUAUGGAGGCUACAAGUCAGGGAAACUGAAGUUGAAGAAACCCAAACAGCUACAGGAAGUGCUGGACAUUGCCCGGCUCCUACUGGCUGAGUUGGGACAGCACACAGACUGUGAGAUCGAGGAGAAGAAGGGUAAACUGGAGCAGCUCAAGACAGUCCUAGAGAUGUACGGCCAUUUCUCAGGCAUCAACAGGAAGGUGCAGCUCACCUACCUGCCCAACGGACAGCCCAAAGCCUCCAGUGAGGAAGAAGAGUGUCCAACAGAGGGUCCGUCUCUGCUGCUGGUGUUGAAGUGGGGCGGGGAGCUGACCCCGGCAGGCAGGGUACAGGCUGAGGAGCUGGGCAGGGCCUUCCGCUGCAUGUACCCUGGAGGACAAGGGGACUACGCUGGUUUCCCUGGCUGUGGUCUGCUCCGUUUACACAGCACCUACCGCCACGACCUCAAGAUCUACGCCUCAGACGAAGGCCGUGUUCAGAUGACCGCUGCCGCUUUUGCCAAGGGUCUGCUGGCUCUGGAGGGGGAGCUGACUCCCAUCCUGGUGCAGAUGGUGAAGAGUGCCAACAUGAACGGCAUGCUGGACAGUGACAGCGAGUCUCUGACCGACUGCCAGCAGAGGGUGAAGGUACGGCUCCAUGAGAUCAUGCAGAAAGACCAGGACUUCACUGAGGCCGACUACCAGAAGCUGGCCCCUACAGGCAGCCCCUCCCUGGUCACCUCUAUGAAGACCAUAGUGAACCCUGUGAGGACGUGUGAUCAGGUCUACGCCCUCAUCCAGAGACUCACCUCCCAGAUCCGCAGGAGGCUGGAGGACCCCAAAUCUGCAGACCUGCAGCUGUACCACAGUGAGACCCUGGAGCUGAUGCUGCAACGCUGGUCCAAGCUGGAAAGGGACUUCCGGAAUAAGAGCGGUCGCUAUGACAUCAGUAAGAUCCCAGACAUCUACGACUGUGUGAAGUACGACACGCAGCACAACGCCACGCUGGACCUAGAGGACACACUGGAGUUGUUCAGGCUGUCCCGAGCCCUGGCCGACAUCGUCAUACCUCAGGAGUAUGGCAUCAAUAAGGCAGAGAAGAUGGACAUUGCCCAGGCCUACUGCCUUCCCCUGAUGAAGAAGAUUCAGCUGGACCUGCAGAGGACCCACGAGGACGAGGCCGUCAAUAAGCUGCACCCGCUGUAUUCGCGGGGGGUCAUGUCUCCGGGGCGCCACGUCAGGACCCGUCUCUAUUUCACCAGCGAAAGCCACGUCCACUCACUGCUCAGCAUCUUCCGCUACGGGGGAUUACUGGACGAAGUGAAGGACCAGCAGUGGAAACAGGCCAUGGAUUACCUCAGCGCCGUCUCUGAACUCAACUACAUGACCCAGAUAGUCAUCAUGCUGUAUGAGGAUAACAACAAGGACCCUGGGUCAGAGGAGCGUUUCCACGUGGAGCUCCACUUCAGUCCUGGGGUGAAGGGCUGUGAGGACGAGGAGAACGUCCCUCUGGGCUUUGGCUUCCGCCCAGCCUCCGCUGAGAACCAGGAGAAGCAGACCAACCAAGGCAGUCUGGAGGACCUAUCACAGGACGAGACUGACCGGGCCCUGUCGCUCUCUGAGCCAAUCAGCAUCAAAAGAUCCCUCAUGAUCCGCAACCGCAAGACUGGCUCCAUGGAGGUCCUCUCCGAGACCUUGCCCACCUCCUCCAAGGGCACCUCCUAUCGCCUCUUCCCCUCAUGCUCGUGCCAGUCCCCCGAGAUUAAACAGACUGGCCUAGAGCUCUUCUCUAUGCCGGCAGUAAAGAGAUUUUCUGUGUCGUUUGCCAGGCAUCCGACUAAUGGCUUUGAAGGCUGCUCCAUGGUGCCCUCUAUCUACCCGCUGGAGACAUUGCACAACUCACUGUCCCUCAAGCAGGUGGACAAGUUUCUCAAUGCCGUGUGUGAGCAUAGCAGCGAUGCCCACGCCAAGACCAUGAAAGCUCUCUCUGCCUUGUUCGACACGUCGAGUCAGGGGUACAGCCAGACACACAUCUACCCCCACCCACCGAAAGCUCUGUCCUCCUCAGAAACUCCUGUCCGUUCCCCCGAAUGCCCACUUUGGUACAGCAGUGGCCCCUCUAGCACAGUGUUCAGUGGAAGGUCCUCUUCCCCCACCUCAGUGAACCCAGACAUACAUUUCAGCUUCAGUGAGUAGACCACAGCCCCCUCACUGGAUCCCACAGAGAAACUAGAGGACAACACAACACCUGGAUCCACUCCCUAUUAAUCCAUCCACCCACCAUCUAUUCAUCUGUCCACCCACCCAGCCAUUCAUCCAUCCACACUAUGACUUCUACCCGCCUGUGAGUGCUUUCAAACUAAUCACAGUCACAUAUAGUGCUGGACCCUAAGGACCGCCCAGUCUCAUUUUGUGGACAAAAACAAACCAAAACCCACUAGCCCCUCCCCUCAGGCGGAUGUGUGUCCAACCAACACUCUGCCCCAGUUGAGCAACAGCGAGGGGAGCCUAUCCCCAGGCUCCUUUGCAGUGUAUAGACGGGCCUGAGGCGGGACGGAUCCCUGCCAUCUGUCCCAGAUUCAGACUGCUGUCCUGCUGUCUGUCCCAGAUUCAGACUGCUGUCCUGCCGUCUGUCCCGGAUUCAGACUGCUGUCCUGCUGUCUGUCCCGGAUUCAGACUGCUGUCCUGCUGUCUGUCCCAGAUUCAGACUGCUGUCCUGCUGUCUGUCCCAGAUUCAGACUGCUGUCCUGCCGUCCUGCUGUCCCAGAUUCAGACUGCUGUCCUGCAGUCUGUCCCAGAUUCAGACUGCUGUCCUGCUGUCUGUCCCAGAUUCAGACUGCUGUCCUGCUGUCUGUCCCAGAUUCAGACUGCUGUCCUGCUGUCUGUCCCAGAUUCAGACUGCUGUCCUGCUGUCUGUCCCAGAUUCAGACUGCUGUCCUGCCGUCCUGCUGUCCCAGAUUCAGACUGCUGUCCUGCAGUCUGUCCCAGAUUCAGACUGCUGUCCUGCUGUCUGUCCCAGAUUCAGACUGCUGUCCUGCUGUCUGUCCCAGAUUCAGACUGCUGUCCUGCUGUCUGUCCCAGAUUCAGACUGCUGUCCUGCCGUCUGUCCCAGAUUCAGACUGCUGUCCUGCCGUCUGUCCCGGAUUCAGACUGCUGUCCUGCUGUCUGUCCCAGAUUCAGACUGCUGUCCUGCUGUCUGUCCCGGAUUCAGACUGUGGCUGCUGAUUAGAGACGAUGGGAGAAACAGGAGCUGAUUAUUUCCAUGCUUCAUCCAAAUCCUAUUCUAUAUGGAACAGCACACACAAAAUGUGCCGGUGCACGAGUACCUCCUCUCUCAGAGGAGGGAGGCAGGUUCAGAAUGUUCUGCCUUUUCAUUCAGGGCUGACCAUAUUCUUUGGAACACAGAGAUAGUUGAGCCAGUUGAUUAAAUAUGGACUAUUUUCUCCAGUUUUGUUAGUGUUGUCCCUUUUAUUUUUUUGUAUACUGUUUGGGUUUCCGUACUUUACAUGAUUUUGGGGGAAAGGGUAGAAUACAAUGGGGAUACUAUUUCCUGUCAUUGUCUACACAGCAUUUUCAUACCACUUUGUCUCAAAAUAACAACUCCUUCUAUACACAUACUGGUUAUGUUUUAAGUGUAAAAGAUAUUUCAUACACCUCCUUCAACCUACCAAACAUAUAAACAAUACACGUGCCUCAGCUCCCUUACAACGAGAAUCAGUGUUACUGAAUCUAAUUCUUUUACAGUGUUUCAAGGGUAAACCACUCCAGAGGAAGUAGCUGACUGUAUUUUAGGCUACUUCAGUCUGUACUGGAUCCAGUCCUCAUACUAGUUUAAACAUGUCUGCUGUUUUGCCAUAGUUCAGUGUUUAAUAUGAAUUUAAACGAUUCUAUAUCAUAUGUUGUAAUGUAUAUUAUUUUGUCAUCCGUGUUGCACCUGAGAGGAUAAUAAACGUAUAUUGAAUGUAAUGUAAUUAGGGCUAAACAAUCAAAUAAAAAUGAGAUGGGAGGGAUCCGUUAAAUCGUUUUUACAGAACAUAUCGUUAUGAAUACAACUUCGUACAAAACAUAUCGUUAUGAAUACAACUUCGUACAAAACAUAUCGUUAUGAAUACAACUUCGUACAACUUCGUACAAAACAUAUCGUUAUGAAUACAACUUCGUACAAAACAUAUCGUUAUGAA
Messenger RNA from Oncorhynchus keta (chum salmon), 5955 nucleotides. RefSeq names its product diphosphoinositol pentakisphosphate kinase 1b (gene ppip5k1b). Gene Ontology annotation, cellular component: cytosol. Bases 521 to 3970 code for a protein of 1149 amino acids. The record is from RefSeq and is a predicted model, not a curated record. Gene Ontology annotation, biological process: inositol phosphate biosynthetic process; inositol metabolic process. Lineage: Eukaryota; Metazoa; Chordata; Actinopteri; Salmoniformes; Salmonidae. The transcript has 29 exons. Gene Ontology annotation, molecular function: 5-diphosphoinositol pentakisphosphate 1-kinase activity; inositol hexakisphosphate kinase activity; diphosphoinositol pentakisphosphate kinase activity.